Molecule: messenger RNA, 1209 nt
Organism: Cryphonectria parasitica EP155
Lineage: Eukaryota; Fungi; Ascomycota; Sordariomycetes; Diaporthales; Cryphonectriaceae
Exons: 2
Coding region: 1-1209 (402 amino acids)
Biological process (GO): DNA replication
Cellular component (GO): nuclear origin of replication recognition complex
Molecular function (GO): DNA binding
Source: RefSeq, a predicted model, not a curated record
AUGAGCCGACCCAUCGAGCAAGCUCUGCUAUCUCUUCUGCCCUCACAUAACUCGAAUCUGCCCCCUCCCUUAGUUGAGCACGCAGGCUCUCUGCUCGCUCAAUCCCGGAACAAGGCGAGCACCCUCAAGGCAGAAGAGGAGGUUGCGCGGACCUAUGCAUGUGCUCAUAUAGCAUGUGACAGACUGAAAAUCGUGCUCAACCUCCCGCCCAUCGAACCUCGGCCUCCUGUCCCACCACGUAUCUACAAGCGUCUCUACACCCAUUUGGACAAGAUCUUGCCUGCCACCUCCCUAGCUGGUCGCCCAAAGGCCAAUGGCCUCGGCACGCCCAGGUCCAAGGGGAUCAGCUCUCCUGUAUCACGAUUUACGCCUUCAAGAGGCACACCGACCAAGGAGGUUUCGUUGUCACAGUUCCGGACACCCAGCAAAAGAGGCACAGGCACGCCGUCCAAGGUAAAUACACCCAGCGCACCCAGUUCAUCCCUGCCACCCUGGAUUCUCCCUACUGUGCGCCGUCUCUGCACAGCUUUUGCGGCUGACGAUGGUCCUGACCUUGCGCGAACCGUCAUGGCUGGGCUCGAGACCAUUGCGGCGCCAUACAACAAGAGGACUCAGGACGAGUGGGUGAGUGGCCAUUUGACAUCACUGGUCGGUGCAAUAUUCUGGUGCGUGUCGGAGUCGGCAGGUCUCGCGCCCGGUGAGGAGUUGACCCCAGAGGCAUCGCGGACGCGCUACAAGAACAUGAGAAAGGAUAUGUUGAGUGUCCUUCGCAGCGCGAGAGAAGAGAUUCAAGUUACAGUGCCACCAAGGAGAAAGGGCAGGCAUGUUGAUGCUACAGGGGACCUGGAGGGUAUAUUCUGGGACGGCUGGGAAGAGGAUAUGAGGCCGGCUGAUCUCGACGCAGCUAUCACGGAAGUGACAAACAGGGGGUGGCUGAACAGCGACUGGUACCGGAGCAUCGAAUUCAUCAGGGAUACGGCCGACGGCGCUGAAGGUGAACAAGGGGGCGAAGAUGGUCCUGGCCGGAGUCCAGUGCUUGCCGCUGCCACCGUGCAGAUCACCAAGGCCGACACCAUGCUGCAGGACAAGUUCGACUACCUAAGUGAACGCCGAAGGGCCGACUACCACCAAUGGAAGGCAAACAUUAUGCGGCGCAUCGAGCUGCUGGAGCGUGGCAAGGAUGCAGAUCCGAUGGAGGUUGACUCGUGA